Apaloderma vittatum (bar-tailed trogon) is the source of this 2690-nucleotide messenger RNA. RefSeq names its product synaptotagmin-like protein 2. Gene Ontology annotation, biological process: exocytosis. Gene Ontology annotation, molecular function: neurexin family protein binding. The annotation marks the transcript as partial. The record is from RefSeq and is a predicted model, not a curated record. Gene Ontology annotation, cellular component: exocytic vesicle; plasma membrane. The transcript has 16 exons. NCBI's taxonomy places the organism in Eukaryota, Metazoa, Chordata, Aves, Trogoniformes, Trogonidae.
UUCUAAACCAAUAACCUCUCUGCUGGACAAACCAGAGGAAAGACCUAUGAAGGCAGCAGUCUCACCAGUAAAGCAGAGGAGAAAUCCAUUUAAUUCUGCUUCAUCAGUUGAUAACUUGAACACCGCGGAAUGGGAAAACAGACCAGCAACUCUACCUCCACUGUCAAAGAAGGAAACUUUGUCGCCCUUGGCAGAGACCCAACCUAAACCGAACUUGCCAAAUGAUGAAAUGGAGAAACAUAAGAAGCCUUCUGUAGAACCUACUGAUGAAUCACAGAAGGGACUAGUUAAGCGUCCUGUCCCAAAAGCUCGAAAAUUAAUUCACAAAACAACAGAUUCUGUGUCACAACGAGACGACUUUGUUCCAAAACCAGCCAAAUGGACCGAGAGGAUGAACGGCAUCGGAACGCCGCCCAGGGGCAUUCUGAAGCGCAGUUCAAGUUCCAGUUCCACCGACUCAGAAGUUCGUGUUGGUCAGAUGUUAGAUGUUCAGAAAAAGAAUGGUCUUCCUGCUGCGACUAUUUUUGAAGGCAAAGCUGAGAAGAACUCUCUAACGGGAGAAGCGGAAGACUCCACACAGAUUUCACUGGAAAAACUAAAACAAGUGAGGUUCUCAUCUAGCUCAGGUAAAGGAGAACCCCUGCAACGCGCAGAACUGCACCAUGGUAGAGAAAGAGGGGAGUUUGAUUUGUUAGAAUCUGAUGAAGUAAAGAGUAGUGGAAAUGAUGCUAUUGGAUCAGAUUCAUUUGGGAAUAAGCAAAUUCCUGGUGUGAGGCCUUUUGGAACCAAUUCAUCAGCUUUACAGAUAAAACCAGUAGAUGGCUUACAAGAAGACACAUCGGCAUCCGGCCCCUCUGACACUAAUAGAUCAGUGUUCCUGGAUGAUGAAAACUUGCAGACAAAGGCAGUUUCUCCUAAGAAACUUGCAACUCCACAGAAGACCUCCAGUAAUAUCCUGCCAGACAGCAAUAACGAACUGAGCGUUGAUGACACAUGUGAAAAUAAACCCAACCAGAUCUUGAGUCAUGAAUCAAAAUCACAGAAAAACUUUACUGGUGAACAUCAGCUUUCUGCCGGCAGAGAAGCACAUGAGAUGUCAAACAUGAAUUCUACAAGUCUUCAACAAGGUUCAGAAGAAGAACUAAACCCUGUUUUGAUGGCUUUGAAAAGGAGUGCAGAUAGGAAAAUGCCUUCCAAAAGUCUAGAGGAUAUUCCAUCAGCCACCUCAAAUAAAAGAAAAAUAAGUAAGCCAAAAGAAGAAUUAGCUCUUAGUGCUGAAGAUGGUCUCAAACCUGAGCAGCAUCAAGAGAGGAAUCAAAAUGCCGCAGGAAUUUCCACAGUGCCUUCACAGCCUGAUAAACUAUUUUCCAAUCCGGAAAAACUCAAAGGACUGAGCAAGUCAGUACCAUCAUUCCUCCAGGAAGAGAGUGAUGACAGAGAGACAGAUACAGCAUCAGAAAGCAGUUAUUCCCUUGGCAGAAUCAAGAAGAGUCCCAGCUCUCUAACCAAUCUUAGCGGCUCUUCUGGCAUGGCCUCCUUAUCCUCUGUGAGUGGAAGUUUAAUGAGCAUCUACAGUGCAGACUUUGGCAACGUUGAUGUGCAGGGGAACAUUCAGUUUGCCAUCGAUUACGUCGAACAGCUGAACGAGCUCCACAUCUUUAUUUGCCAGUGUAAAGAUUUGGCGGUGGCAGAUGUCAAGCGACAACGUUCAGACCCGUAUGUAAAGACUUACCUGCUUCCGGAGAAGUACAAGCUGGGCAAACGGAAGACCUCUGUCAAAAAGAAAACUUUAAGUCCAGUCUAUAAUGAAAUACUGCGGUAUAAAAUUGAGAAGAGUCUCCUAAAGAACCAAAGCCUUAAUAUCUCUGUGUGGCACAACGAUACCUUUGGGAGGAAUAGCUUCCUUGGGGAAGUGGAGCUGGAUUUAGGAACUUGGGACUGGAACGAUAAAUCAAACAAGCAGAUCAACUGGUUUCCACUCCAGCCAAGGACUUCUACAAUAGCUCUUCCACUAGAAAGGGGAAGAGGGGAGAUGAAACUAGCCCUCCAGUAUGUCCCCCACCCUGUUGGAGGAAAGAAGACUCAAUAUACUGGUGAGGUCCACAUCUGGGUGAAGGAAUGUCAUGACCUUCCUCUUCUGAGAGGCAACAGGCUCAACUCUUUCGUUAAGUGCACUGUUCUUCCAGACACGAGCAGAAAAAGUCGCCAGAAGACAAGAACAGUGGCGAAAACUACAAACCCAGUAUUCAACCACACCAUGGUCUACGAUGGCUUUAGACCAGAAGAUUUGAAAGAAGCCUGCAUAGAACUCACAGUCUGGGAUCACAACAAACUUGCCAACCACUUUCUGGGAGGUCUCAGGAUAGGCCUUGGAACAGGCAAAAGCUAUGGAACUACAGUAGACUGGAUGGAUUCUACUUCAGAUGAAACUGCCCUUUGGGAGAAGAUGAUGAAGUCGCCGAACACGUGGAUAGAAGAUACGCUACCUCUCAGGAUGCUGAUGGUUGCAAAAUUGACAAAAUAAGGUGGCUUUUGAAUUGCUAGUGUCAAAAAGAAGCCUUGGAAAUGAAAUUAAAGGUCAGGGGAUGAAGCUUGGAAGAGGAACACUGCAGCUCUUUUGACAGCUUCUCUGUUGUUCUGGUUUUAUGCUGUCAGACGUUACUUCGCAUUUCAAAUUAAGCUUCUGCGUG